Messenger RNA from Ailuropoda melanoleuca (giant panda), 3548 nucleotides. RefSeq names its product heat shock transcription factor 2 binding protein (gene HSF2BP). The record is from RefSeq and is a predicted model, not a curated record. Bases 2025 to 3029 code for a protein of 334 amino acids. NCBI's taxonomy places the organism in Eukaryota, Metazoa, Chordata, Mammalia, Carnivora, Ursidae. Gene Ontology annotation, cellular component: cytosol. The transcript is spliced from 10 exons.
UAGCGUUGGGUCUUGGCCAGGAAGAGACGGAUGGCCAAUUUCAGUGGUCCAGAAUCUUUAAGCCCACUCUACGAAAACUCCAUCCGAUCGACAGCUCACCUACGAGAUAGACGGCACCGAGUUUUUAAUUGUACUAGACUCCUCGAGCCGCCUCUGCGGGAUGGAGACUGAGAAGGACGGCAGUCCUUGGGAUUUUUCGCGGGAUGUUGGGGACAGCCCCAUUGAGGAGCUGCCCUGAUGGGGGCAAGGUCUGAGCCUCUGCUGCUCUCAGAGGCAGCGCCUUCCAGCGUCCCCAGUGUCCGAGUCCCGGGGCAGGGACAAGUCCUGGGGCAAGGGCGGGGCAGGGGUAGGCACAGGGCAGGUCCCGGUGCAGAGGAUGGUAGGGUCAGGGUCAGGUCUUGGAGCAGGGGAUGGCGGGGUCAGGGUCAGGUCACUGCAGGGGUUGGCAGAUACGGGGUCAGGGUCAGGUCUCCGUUCAGGGGAUGGCAGGGACAGGGUCAGGGUCAGGUCUCUGUGCAGGGGAUGGCAGGGACAGGAUCAGGUCCCAGUGCAGGGGAUGGCAGGGACAGGGUCAGGUCUGGUGCAGGGUCAGGGUAGGUCUCCGUGCAGGGGAUGGCAGGGACAGGGUCAGGGUCAGGUCUCUGUGCAGGGGAUGGCAGGGACAGGAUCAGGUCCCAGUGCAGGGGGUGGCAGGGACAGGGUCAGGUCUGGUGCAGGGUCAGGGUAGGUCUCCGUGCAGGGGAUGGCAGGGACAGGGUCAGGGUCAGGUCUCUGUGCAGGGGAUGGCAGGGACAGGAUCAGGUCCCAGUGCAGGGGGUGGCAGGGACAGGGUCAGGUCUGGUGCAGGGUCAGGGUAGGUCUCCGUGCAGGGGAUGGCAGGGACAGGGUCAGGGUCAGGUCUCUGUGCAGGGGAUGGCAGGGACAGGAUCAGGUCCCAGUGCAGGGGGUGGCAGGGACAGGGUCAGGUCUCUGUGCAGGGGAUGGCAGGGACAGGAUCAGGUCCCAGUGCAGGGGGUGGCAGGGACAGGGUCAGGGUCAGGUCUCUGUGCAGGGGAUGGCAGGGACAGGAUCAGGUCCCAGUGCAGGGGGUGGCAGGGACAGGGUCAGGGUCAGGUCUCUGUGCAGGGGAUGGCAGGGACAGGAUCAGGUCCCAGUGCAGGGGGUGGCAGGGACAGGGUCAGGGUCAGGUCCCAGUGCAGGGAAUGGCAGGGACAGGGUCAGAGUCAGGUCUCUGCAGGGGAUGGCAGGGACAGGGUCAGGUACAAGGACAGAUGCAGGGGAUGAUGGGCUGGUACAGGUCCCAGCGUGGGGGCAGGGAUUUACAGCAGGUAUUUGUGAGUCUGUUCCUAGGCCUCGGAUACAUUCAGGGGGUCUCGUGCGCUGUUGGCUCCCUGCCAGUUUCAGAAACAGACGAAGUCUUAGUUGUGUAGUAACCCAGUACAUUUGAACCACAGGCUGCACCCUAUUUUGCAAACUUGGUGGGCAUGUGGGGGCAAGUGGAUGGAGGAGGUGACAUCUUCCAGUUUAUGGUGGUCGUCUCAGUUGCUUAGCCAGCUGGCUGGACUGACCCUCUCUGUCCAGGGCAGACGAGGAGCCUGCUGUCAGAAAGCUUCGAGCCUUGCUGAUGGAGCUUAGAGCCCAGCGAGGGAGCGUAGCUGCCGGCCGCGUGCUGGCGGCUCCCUUCAAAGUAUCGCCCCUUAGAGUAGCGUCCCUUGCCAAACAGGAAAGGUCCAGUUCGACUUAUUUAACUUGACAUUUACACUUGGGUCUCACUGUCCUUCUACUCUGCAGUUAACCAGUUUAAAAACCCGGUUAAGCCGGGAGAGCCGACGCGGGAUCUCGACGACCCCAACCCUUGUCUGCUGGGCCUAGAAUGCGGCUCAAACUCUUAGAGGUUUGAGCCUCACUGCUCUCCGUUUUCCCACCCCGGCGUGGACGUGGACGCGUUCCCGCGCUUUCAGGCGUGAGGGGUCAGAGGGCGCGCCGCUGCGCAGGCGCACGGAGCCGAGGCUGCGGAGGUGGCCAUGGGAGAGGCAGGCGGCGCUGAGGAGGCCUGCCGGCACGUGGGGACUAAAGAGGAAUUCGUUAAAGUCAGAAAGAAGGACCUGGAACGGCUGACAACUGAAGUAAUGCAGAUCCGGGACUUCUUACCCCGAAUACUAAACGGGGAAGUGCUGGAAAGCUUCCAGAAAUUAAAGAUUGUAGAAAAAAACCUGGAAAGGAAUGAGCAAGAAUUAGAGCAACUAAGAAUGGAUCGUGAGCACUUCAAAGCCCGCCUAGAGACCGUGCAGGCUGACAGCAUGAGAGAGAAGAAGGAGAAACUCGCUCUUCGUCAGCAGCUGAAUGAAGCAAAGCAGCAACUGCUACAGCAGGCGGAAUACUGCACGGAGAUGGGGGCAGCGGCCUGUACCCUCCUGUGGGGCGUCUCCAGCAGCGAGGAUGUUGUCAAAGCCAUUCUGGGAGGAGAUAAAGCUUUGAAGUUUUUCAACAUCACUGGUCAAACAAUGGAGAGUUUUGUGAAGUCACUGGAUGGGGAUGUCAAGGAGCUCGAUUCUGAUGAAAAUCAGUUUGUGUUUGCUUUGGCUGGGAUCGUAACAAAUGUUGCUGCCAUAGCAUGUGGUCGAGAAUUCUUGGUUAACUCGAGUCGGGUGCUGUUGGACACCAUACUGCAGCUUCUGGGAGACUUGAAGCCAGGACAGUGUACCAAACUCAAAGUGUUACUGCUGAUGUCCCUGUACAAUGUGAGCAUCAACCUGAAAGGCUUGAAGUACAUCAGCGAGAGCCCGGGGUUCAUCCCGCUGCUGUGGUGGCUUUUGAGUGACCCAGAUGCAGAAGUGUGUCUUCAUGCACUGCGACUCAUCCAGUCUGUGGUCCUGGAGCCAGAAGUCUUCUCCAAGUCGGCCUCCGAGUUCCGGAGCUCCCUGCCCCUGCAGCGCAUCCUGGCCAUGGCCAAGAGCCGCAACCCCCACCUGCAGACCGUGGCCCAGGAGCUCCUGGAGGACCUCCGCGCCCUGGAGCGUGAUGCGUAGGGGCGCUCAGUGUGUCCCUUCCCCUCCCCUGGGCCCCCACUUUGUUCCGAAACCAUCACCGUGUGCCAUGUGUUAUAGAUGGUAGAAUGUGAGUGACUCAAGAGGGACGUGAAUGCCUAUGUAUCCACACAGCUUCCUCCUGGAAGCGAAAGUACCUGUGGGUGGCUGGCUAACCUGGCCAAGGGGCAGCCUGAGGAAGAGUCCAUCCUUCUGGAAAGGCCCAUGUCCUGUCCCUGGAAGAGGGCCUGCUCAGGAGACUUUCUGAGACCUGUGGGUCCCCCGCAUGAAGGGGAAGAAAUAACCACCUGCCUCACUGGUCAGCAUUUUCCUGAGAUACAUGUUUUGAAAAACAGUUCAUUCUCUCUUUAAUAAUUACAAUUAAUACCCUAAAAUGCAAGUUUACCUUUAAGCCUUUUGGUGAACCUGUUAUUUCAGGUGACAUUGGACAGUUUAGUUCCAUUUUUUUGUGCCUGUUUUAUUUUUUAAUAAAACCAGAAGAGUCAUUGAUGUGCACAAGUA